Messenger RNA from Anguilla anguilla (European eel), 3038 nucleotides. Its product is annotated as germ cell-specific gene 1-like protein. The coding region runs from base 261 to 1175 and encodes 304 amino acids. The record is from RefSeq and is a predicted model, not a curated record. The transcript has 5 exons. Gene Ontology annotation, cellular component: plasma membrane. Lineage: Eukaryota; Metazoa; Chordata; Actinopteri; Anguilliformes; Anguillidae.
GAGGGAGUGAAUGAGAGAGCGAGAGAGAGGGAGAGAGAGAGAGUGAGAGGGAGGAGGGGAGAAGGAGAGAGGGGUACAAAGAGAGUAUCUGCUCAUCAAAUGAGCAUAUCCAGGGAGUGAGCGGCACAGGCAAGACACGCAGAGUACUGUAAUUACCCAAGGAUUUUUUUAAUGAAAAGCUGGAUUAUGAGGAUUGGAGAAGCAGUCGUCAGAUAUUGAAAGGAAGGAUUAGUGGCUUUUCAGUUUGCCUUUCCUCCAUAAUGGGGAUAGACCGGCGGCGGAGAGCAUCUCUGGCGCUCACCUUGAACUUCAUCGCCCUCCUGUUCGCCGUUUCCGCUCUCACCACCAGCUACUGGUGCGAGGGCACCAGGAAAGUGGUGAAGCCUUUUUGCACAGGGCCCAUCACACUCAAACAGCCCUUCUGCAUAAGAUACAACAGCUCCAAUCUCAACGACAGCCGGCUGGUCCAGUACAUCUGGGAGACUGGAGAGGAUAAGUUUCUUAUCAGAAAGUUCCAUACCGGCAUCUGGUACUCCUGCGAGCAGAAUGUCAACAUGAUCGGAGAGCAUUGCAGAAGUUUUCUUAAUAUUGCCCCUUCACAUGAAAGAGGUGUCCUGUGGCUGUGCAUUGUGGCCGAGUGUCUCUACAUCGUUUUGCUGGGGACCGGUGGGAUACUCAUGUCAAUAGAAGUCUGUCAUUACGGCAACGUUAUUGAUGGGCUCAAGCUGAAUGCCUUUGCUGCAAUAUUUACCGUUCUGUCAGGGCUUUUGGGAAUGGUGGCCCACAUGAUGUUCACCACAGCCUUCCAGUUAACAGUGAGUCUUGGGCCAGAAGACUGGAAGCCACAGACCUGGGACUACAGUUGGUCCUACAUUCUGGCAUGGAGUUCCUUCACCUCCUGCAUGGCCUCCUCUGUGACAACCAUCAACAGGUACACAAAGACUAUCCUGGAGUUCAAACAUAAACGGAGAAACAUUGAGAAGAACCUGAAAAUCAAGCAGAAGCUGCUAGACCUGGACUCUCCAGACCAAGUGUGGGACAUGUACAUCAGCUCAGUUCCCAGCACGGCCGAGGAGCUCUUGGACCUCUCCAGUAAUGGCCGCAAGUUGUCCAACACCUCAGUCUUCCUGGACCUGAAUGACCUACCUGAUCCACAGGUGGAGGAGUACUGCUAAAGGCCCCCACAAAGAUGGACGUCUCUUCAGGGCUGUCCUCAGUGGUGCCUGAGAGCCCCUGGCUCACUUACCAGUCCAUUACCACCUGACUCUCUACGCAGCUCCAUCUCUAAGGAUGGGAUAAGGAAAGUGCUCAUUAUGGUUUAUUUGCAUAUUUAUCUGUAUUCCUUUCAUUACCUCAACAUUAGAUGAGUCGAUUUGCUUCAUUAUCAUUUCACUAAAACUUCAGUAGAAGUUGCAGCUGUUCAAGUUUACUGUGGUCUUUGUUUUCUAGGUGUGCAUGAGCAUCUGCGUGAGCAUGUGUGAGUGGAACAAAUUCAAUUUUGCCUUUUGUGAAACCAAUUAUAACAUGAAGAAAGAACAGUCAUAUUUGUUUUCCUUCUUAGGAAAAGAUUCUUUCAUGUGCUUUCUCAGAUGUGGUCUUGUUUUAUAUUAAUAGAAAAAAAUAGGUCUUUCCAGUGACAGAAACUGGACUUGAAUAUUCAUGUGUGAAAAGAAAUGAUUUUGUUUUGUUUUGUUAGACUACAUUAACAAAAACAUAUAGUGCAUCAUUCUUUCAUUUGCUCCUGGUCACCAACUAAAUAGUCGGAAAAAAUGUUUUUAUAAUUUUACUUUGUAAAUUUUUUAAUGUGAAAAGCAUACACAAAUAUACAGUAUAUGUUGAGUGCCUUUGUUUAAAAUUAGUGCAUCUGUUGCAAAUGCAUGGUGAAUAUUGUGUGUUUUUAAAUCUAUCAGUUAAGCAAAUGCAUUUUAAUGAGAUAAACCAGUUAUCUCCUUAUAGCACAUUACUCUAUUUUGAUCAUAGGUCAACCUGGACACAGUGAUUUACAUAUAUCCUUUUACAUAUGGUCUUCUCUGUGCUGGUUAGCAAAUAAAGCAUAGACAUUUUGCUAAUGGUUUAAUUAUUAUUUUAAAAAUGUUUUAUUUAUAUUCCAAAGUGUUACUUUUACAAAUGAGAAAGUAAACAAAUAAUUCACAGAAUAGUAGCAAAAUACUGAGCAUACAUUUAUAUAUCUGAAUAUAUAUUUACACUCAUGUCUUUUUAUACGAUUUCAGAUACAGAGACCUUUGGCUGCAUACAUAAGUACAUAAAGAAUAACCAUGAGUAAAAGGGUAACCUUUGUCAUGGAAAAGUGAAAAUGUCACAGAUUUCAAUAAAAUAAAAUAUCAGGAAAUACAUAUAUUCCAGGUAUAUGAGGUUACAUUUUACAAAUUAUUUAUUUCGUUAUUAAUUUAUUGGUUUGUUUAUUUAAAUAAUUAAAUGCAACCGAAGUGGAGUCGCUUUGUCAUUGUCAUUACUUUCUUGUCCACUGUACAAAAUCAGAAAGAGAUCCUUUCCGCAGAAGGAUUUACCAGAACUAUUUAUCACUAUUAACCUAGCAAUCUGCACUUAUAAGAGCUUAAAAGGUCAGAUAACCCUGUCACUAGGAAACAUAGCUUGGAUAUGGUCACUCUUAGAAUCACAUGUCAAAAACAAAACAUUGUAAAAGACUGAAAAACUAUUCCAUUCUUCCAAUAGAUAAGUGAUUAUACGAUAUAUUAUGUGGAGCACAAUAUUUCUCUUAUACAAGAAAUUUUACCAACAUCAAAUUAAAUGCAUUACUUUUUGCUUAUUUUUAAACAACCUCUUGAAUCUUUAAAAAAUCACUGUACUGAGGUUCUGCAGAUGGUGUGUUUUAUGUGGUUCCACAAAUGUACUGCCCUUGUAUGAACAAACCGUUCAUGUGAUGAUGAAAGUUCUACAGUGGCAUGAUUUCAAACAUGGGUGAGCAUGAGAAAGAAAAGUGAAAACAAUUGUGUGAUGCCAAACAAAUCUGUUUACAUUUGUGAUGUAUUAUAAUUAAUAAAAAGAAAUUCAAUAAC